Messenger RNA from Poeciliopsis prolifica (blackstripe livebearer), 1169 nucleotides. RefSeq names its product radial spoke head 14 homolog (gene rsph14). The record is from RefSeq and is a predicted model, not a curated record. Lineage: Eukaryota; Metazoa; Chordata; Actinopteri; Cyprinodontiformes; Poeciliidae. Gene Ontology annotation, molecular function: protein binding. The transcript has 6 exons. Bases 75 to 1112 code for a protein of 345 amino acids.
UGUUUCCCCGCUGUUACUAGGCAACAGCGGCGUCAGUCCAACCGGAGGACUUGAAGCAAGGAAACGCGGUUCCGAUGACCACAGCAGUGACGGACCCGAACCGGGCCCCGGUGGCGUUCGGCCGCCGCGCCGUCCCGCAGCUGUUCGAGCAGCUGCAGGUCCAAGACCCCGCCCACAAGGUGCGCGCUCUGACGUCACUCUGCGACCUGGUCCACGAGCCGGAGCGGCUGUACCAGACCGUGAACGGAGGUUUCCUGAAGCAGCUGCAGGUUCUGCUGCAGGACGAGGAUGCUGCAGUCAAGAGCAAAACCUGCGAGCUGCUGCACCUGGUCACGAACCACAGCAUCGGCAGGUCGGCUCUGCUGCACUCGUCUCUCCUCCCUCCGCUCUCCGACCUGAUGGACGACCCGUCGGUCUCCUGCAGGACGAACGCCCACCGGGUGCUUUACGGCCUGGCUCAGCUGCCUGCAGGCGCUGAGGCUCUGCUCUCUCUGGUCCCCAGGCUGAUGCUCAGGCUGUGUCAGUUGGAGGAGGUGCGGCGGGAGAAGCAAGAGGAGGAGCAGGAGCUGCUCCUCUCCACCUUGGCCUCCUGCUCCAGGCUGGACCCUCUGCCGGCUCUGGCCACUGACGGCGUCCCCGUCCUGGGCCGGACGCUCACACACACUUCCACAGGCAUCCGCAGGGAGGCGGCGGCCGCCCUGAUGGCGCUCAGCGUCCCUGGAGAAGGGAAGCAGCAGGUCUGCGAUCACGGAGUCCUCCCCACUCUUCUGCCUCUGCUGCAUGACAGAAACCUCGACGUUCAGAUCAACGCCGCCGGAGUCAUUAUGAACACCGUCAUCAUCCGCCCAGGUAAAUACCUCUGUCUGGAGCUCAACUUCAUCCCCGUGCUGCUCCAGCUGCUGUCUGAGGAGGAGGAUGAUGAGCGGAAGAAGAGGAGGAAGACUCUGGUCAUCUACUGCCUGAGGGCCCUCACGGCGCUGUCCGAGGCCCCGGAGGGCCGCGUCAUCCUGAGCUCCGAGCUCCCCCUGCUGGAGCGGAGGAGCAAAGAGCAGGACGAGGACGUGCGGCGCGCGGCGCAGACCGCCAUUAAGGUGGUCACCUGGAAGCCCUGACCGAACCACCGACCCGGUUCUGCUGGCCCAAACAAGAAAUACAGAACUAGAAAACUA